AUGGUGAUGUUGUGGAAUGAGGAAGAAGUGAAUAUUCAGACAACUUCUCAAUCCAGGUGGCCAAUUCACGCAGUGGUUACUGCGAAAUUUCACAGGCCAUGGAUUAUGUCAACAAUUUAUGCAAGCACUAAUAAAGUGUGUAGGAAAAGACUGUGGGAUGAAGUGAAUGGUGUUGGUGGAAUUCAAGAUACUGAACGGAUGGUAAUGGGUGAUCUGAAUACUAUCGGUAGUGGGAAAGAAAAGGUUGGAGGGAGAAAGCCCACUGCAAAUCAGCUUGAGGAACUCAAAAAUGUGAUGAAUAAAAAUGGACUUAUUGACCUGGGUGCUCAUGGACCAAAGUGGACCUGGAAAAAUAAGCGUGUAAGCCUGGCUAAUAUAAAAGAAAGACUGAGUAGGGUUAUGGCUAAUGUUAUGUGGUGCAACAGGUUUGCUAAUGCCCAGGUAUCGCAUCUUCCUUAUUUUAAUUCUGAUCAUAGGGUUAUUUUAGUUGAUCUUGAGCCUAAAAAGGAAUUUAGACAUAGGCCAUAUAGACUAUAG
Messenger RNA from Papaver somniferum (opium poppy), 537 nucleotides. RefSeq lists its product as uncharacterized. The record is from RefSeq and is a predicted model, not a curated record. Bases 1 to 537 code for a protein of 178 amino acids. The transcript has a single exon. NCBI's taxonomy places the organism in Eukaryota, Viridiplantae, Streptophyta, Magnoliopsida, Ranunculales, Papaveraceae.